This is a messenger RNA of Camelina sativa (false flax), 1161 nucleotides long. The record is from RefSeq and is a predicted model, not a curated record. Lineage: Eukaryota; Viridiplantae; Streptophyta; Magnoliopsida; Brassicales; Brassicaceae.
GUGCAGCUGGUGCAGCUGGUGGCGAGGAUGUUGGUGGGAGUGGAAGUAUCCGCCGUAAGGUAAUGAAUAUAUCACAUACGCAGUUUAAAAACGUUGGAUGUUUAGUAUUUAAUCUUUUAAUGUGUAUUAUAGAAACAAAUUGUAUGGAAUGAUGAGUAUAUCAGAAUAUUCUUGGAGCUUCUUGAUGUUGAAUUGGCUAGAAUUAGAUACAAGCAGAAGCUACCGAAAGAAAUCGGCCGAGUGCGGAUUUGUGAAAAGUUUUUGGAACAAACUAAGAUAAAUCUUCUGUGGGAUUCUUUCAAGAGCAAAUACGAUGCUUUGAGAAAUAAGUGGAAUGCUUAUAAGAGGCUGAGAAAUUUCACUGGAAUACACUAUGAUCAGAACACGGGUUUGAUUUACAUGGAUCCGGACUGGUGGGUUGACCGUGAAAAGGAGAUACCAUAUGCCAAAAUUAUCCGUGAAGAAGGAAUUCCCCAUAUGGAGCUUAUGAGACGCAUAUUUGGUUGUCAAGGCAGUAAACCAGAAGCUAUGUACCCAACUCAUAAGCAAGAUGCAAACAAUACUGAGGUAGAUGAGAGGCAAUCAGUGGACAAGUUCGUUCCGAUAGCCGUAGAUGAUGAUGGAGAUGAUUCAAACCGUACUCCUACAAAGGAUGCACAUCUACAGUCUCAAACCAUCACAAACGAAUCUCCUCCACUGUCGCCAAUUGGUCCAGCGAAGCGGUCAGCUAAAAAACAAUCACGUGUUACUCCAUACCCAAGUAAUCGAGGGAAAGAUGUACUACGGAGUGGAGAAAAGAACAUGCCACGAAGAAGAACGGCAUUUGAAACAGAGAUGGGUGGACAAUUCAAAGAAAUGAUGGAAUUUCGUCGUGCUCAAGUAGAAGAGGCAAGAGAACGUAGAGAAAAGAAUGAAGCUACACCAUACAAAGAGGCAUAUGGAGUCUUGCAAUCAAUUCAAGGUUUGACAAGGUGGACAGAUUUUUGGUGGGCGUGUAUCAAAGUNUUAUUCCCGAGACCUCCUAUAGGCUUCAUAGAAUUCCAGAUGCUGAUUUUGAAGAUGAAAAUGUCACUGCUGGAGAUAGUCGUGGACGACGAUUUGCAGAAGGCGAACUUAAUCGACUUGAGGAAGAAGAGGGAACAAAUGAUGGCCAAUAUAUGA